CGACGACAAUGCAGACCCCAGUGCUCACCGUCUCGAUGAUGAUGCUGAUGACGACGCUGACUUGCCUGGUGGUAGGGGCGCUGGCGGCCAGAGCACGCAGGGAUGACGACGACGCCUACUCCACCAAGUACGACAACGUCGACCUGAAGGAGAUACUCGGCAGCGACCGCCUGCUCAAGGGCUACAUGGACUGCGUGAUGGGUGCCGGGCCCUGCACCGCCGACGCCAAGAUGCUCAAAGAGGCCAUCCCGGAGUCUCUGGAGAACGAGUGCAAGAAGUGCAACGACAAGCAGAAGGCCGGGGUGGAGACCGUCAUCCCGUUCCUCAUGAAGGAGAAGCCAGAGAUGUGGCAGCAGGCGAAGGCCGAGUUCGACCCCGAGAACAAGUACCAGAAGCGCUACGAACACUUGAUGAAGAAGUACGAGGAGAAGAAUCUCGAUCCCCGUCUCUCUAUCUCUUCACUUUUAUUUUCUCCGCUUCCCCUCGAAGGCAUCGACGAGUGUAUAAAAGCACGCACGGCGGAGCUCGCCGGCCAGAGUUCGCUUACGACCAGCUCAAGAGGAACGGACCAUAGAGACAUGCAGUUCAUCGCGGUGGUAGCGGCGCUUUGCCUUACGGCAGUGGUGUCGACUCCCGCCAGGGAGCGUCGCGAGGACACGUACAACCCGCAGUACGACAACAUCAACCUGCAGGAUAUCAUGAAGAGCGAGAGGCUGCUCAAGAGCUACGCGGACUGCCUGCUGGAACAGGGCCAAUGCACGCCGGACGGCAAGCAGCUCAAAGAUUCCAUCCCGGAUGCUCUGCAGAACGAGUGCUCCAAGUGCACAGAGAAGCAGAAGGAGGGCGUAAAGACCAUUCUCGUGUUCCUGAUCAACGAGCGGCCCGAAAUCUUUGCCGAGCUCAAGAAGAAGUACGACCCAGACUCCACCUACGAGAAGAAGUACGAUCACUACAUCAAGGAGGCUAAGGCGGCGAAGAAAGGAUAAAAAAAUGGUACAGCUCCGUGUACGAAAGCCAUUUAUGAACCGAGUUGGUGAUUUAUCUCUGGAAGCAUGGACAUAGAGUCUAACACCACCCUCCCCCAAGAAUCAAGAAGCCUCUCACCGAGGGGGUCCGCUUGAGAUUGCAAAAUCUUUUUGUAUAUAAGCUAGCAUAUGGUCAGUAUAUAAGCACCCUAUCCAGAGAGGACUUGUGUUGGUUAAAACCCAUUUGCAAAACUCUCGGGCCACAUGAAUCCCUUUGCCCCCCUUCCCCCCGUGCGAAUUUUCGAAGCGCCCCUUGCAAUCCUACAGAUCUCUCUCCCCCCCCCCCCCCCCCCUCGGACCAAGCUGUAAGUAUAUCAAUGCAGUCGAUAUUGUAUAAUCUGUCGUGGCCAGAGUCACUAAAGUGCUUAUUGUGGGACCCUGGGCUUCAUAUUUUGGAGAGGGGGUAUUUAAUAGCCCCCCCCCCCCUUUUCAAGAGAAUGGUAAGGAUUUUUUUUUGGGGGGGGGGGGGGCAGAGGGGUUAGCCUUUUCCCCAGAUAAUUGGAAAAAAUAAUCUAUUCAAACCAAUGUUUUUAAAACCAACCUAGAAUUUAAAUUUCGACAAUGAUUUUGCUUAAUAAAUUUUGUUAAAUACUAACGGUCAAUAUUGGUGAGCUCGCAUCAUUUUAUGAUGCUAUUAAAUCUUUGAAAGUUUAUUUUAAUACAAACUCGUGUAAACUGAAUAAAAAUCGCAAUGCAUCGACCAGCACUUUGAAUUACUUAGUAGUAACCAUUUUAGCAUUCCUUUUCACAUUAAUGUUCAGUGCCCCGACUUGUCCGGCGUGCAUUUGUCGUGGAUAUCUUCGAGGGUCGACGAACAACUGUUGUCGAUUUCCCUUGCAGAUAACUGUAACAAAAGCAUGAUGUAACAUCGGCGAUGCCUUCACUUCUACGAACGUGAGUCCCAAACCCCAAAAAUAUCCAAGCAGUAGUUACAUGAACACCAGUGAAAAUUUCACCCAGGCUCCUACCUUAUGGCAAACAGAAGCAAUGGUGCUUGGUGAUUCAACCACCAGUCACUUGAGUGGAGUUACGCCUUUAAUGCAGUACGGGGACACAAACGUAAAAGUUCUAGUGACCAAGAAUCGAGAUUAUAGCUGAAUGUUAUCGGGGUUUCAAACAUGGACGUCGUCGUAAUUACAGGUUCCCGUGGCCAGGUAGACUGGAUAGGAGAGAGUUGAAAUUGAGGGCUGGUCGUCACCUAUUGUUUUGCAGUGUCAUCACCUGGGUUUCGGGAAGGAGUAGGGAGAGAGUGAGGUUACUGUUUUGUGAACUGGAGAGACCGGAGUGCUUCGAGAGAACCACACUUGGCCAUCGCCAACGUUCGCCACAUUUCUCACGUCAGUGAAUGGACACGUCGGUGGCACACCAAGCCCGUUUGAUCCCCCCAGCCACCGCUACACCGCACUUCAUCGCGUCAUGCGCACAGCUGUAAAGUACUUUCUGUAUUCUCUCCCCCCCUUAAACCUUCCUAAUGAACGUGUUACUAUAACUUUAUUUGGCUCUAUUGGACAGCCAUGUAUUAAGCACUAAAGGAAGCUAAAAGUUCCUUAUUUCUGUAAAAAAAUAAACUGUUUACUAAAUUGUUUUCACGAUAAAUCACCAACUCUACAACAAUUCUUGCCUGUAACUUGUUAUUUUGCUUCAGACUGAUGUAUAAAGUGUACUAAGCUAAUAAAGAACAUAUUUGUUGAAA
This is a messenger RNA of Bacillus rossius redtenbacheri, 2718 nucleotides long. RefSeq lists its product as uncharacterized. The coding region runs from base 9 to 986 and encodes 325 amino acids. Lineage: Eukaryota; Metazoa; Arthropoda; Insecta; Phasmatodea; Bacillidae. The transcript has 5 exons. The record is from RefSeq and is a predicted model, not a curated record.